UCGGCUUGGCUCAGCUUGGCAACAGGACGCAGGCAACAGGCGCGCUCCCUGCUCCCUGCUCCCUGCUCCGGUCCGCCACCGCUAUGGUUGCUGUGCCCACUGCCUGGUGCUCCGUCGCUCUGGCCCUGCUCCUGGCCCUGCACGAAGGCAAGGGCCAGGCUGCUGCCACCCAGGAGCAGCCAAUGCCCUCGCCCCAUGCCGGCGGCUCCCACCUGCGGCCUCGGCGUUGCUCCUGCAGCUCCUGGCUCGACAAGGAGUGCGUCUACUUCUGCCACCUGGACAUCAUCUGGGUGAACACUCCCGGACAGACAGCUCCUUACGGCCUGGGAAACCCGCCAAGACGCCGGCGCCGCUCUCUGCCAGGGCGCUGUGAAUGCUCCAGUGCCAGAGACCCUGCCUGUGCCACCUUCUGCCAUCAAAGGCCCUGGGCUGAAACCAUGGCAAACCCAGGCAUUGCAUCCCCAGAAGAUGUGUUCCAGGCUGGCAAGACAUGGACCACUGCAGGAGAGCUCCUGCAGCUGCUAAGGGACAUUUCUUCUGCCAAGAUCUGCUUUGCUAGGCGACAGCAGGAGGCAACAAAGAAGUCCAAGCCUACACACUCCGGGCGCAGGAAGAGAUAGUGUUGGAAGCUGGAGAAACUCUGGGAAGGAAGCCUGUGUGGAUAUGGGAAGAGAGGGGCAGCCCAAGGCAGGGAGACUCUCCACCUGCUUCUGGACCUGGAAACCCACCUGCUGGGAUUGGCACAAGCUCUGGUCUCCCCGCCCUGGUGAGGGAAGUGAGGGAGACCCCUCAAGGCAGCUCCGAGCCCUCACGCUGCCCAGAAAAGCCUUCAGCUCCCAGGCUGCAGAGCAGCCUCCCACUCUGGCUCUGGUACCACAUCCCUGCGGAAAAGAACUAACCUGGAAGCCAUGUCCUGAGAGGUAUCCUGUCUGUUGGCUACAAACCAGGAGCAACGCACAGUGGUGGACGCUCACGCCUAAGCCAGCCAAUGGCUGGUGUCCCUGCCCCCUUCAUCUGUCCCCUCCAGCUCUCCCUCCCCAGAGUCCUGUGCCCUCAAUGCCCUCAGGACGCUCCUGGUGAGGGGGCCUGUACUGCUUUACCUAUCUGUAUAUAACUUAUUUGCUCUAAGAACUUGGAUAACUCCACUUAUUUAUUGUAAUGUAUUUUUUUAGACUUUCAAUUAUUUGCAGGCAAACUUGUGUUUGUAAUAAACAGUGAAAGGUA
Miniopterus natalensis is the source of this 1224-nucleotide messenger RNA. The record is from RefSeq and is a predicted model, not a curated record. NCBI's taxonomy places the organism in Eukaryota, Metazoa, Chordata, Mammalia, Chiroptera, Miniopteridae.